AUGCCGCGCCCGCCCCCCGGCUUCCGGUGCUGCGCAGUUUCCGGAGCGGAUCGCAACCCGGAGUCCGGAUCCGACCCCGCUCUGCACAUUCCACAGGUGUCAGCAAUGGCUGAAGAUGGCAACGAAGAGAUCAUGUUUAUCUGGUGUGAAGACUGUAGCCAGUACCACGACUCAGAGUGUCCUGAACUGGGACCUGUGGUCAUGGUCAAGGACUCCUUUGUACUGAGCAGGGCAAGGUCCUCCCUCCCCUCUAACCUGGAGAUCAGACGCCUGGAUGACGGGGCUGAAGGUGUGUUUGCAGUAACCCAGCUAGUCAAGCGCACACAAUUUGGUCCAUUCGAGUCCAGGAGGGUCGCCAAGUGGGAGAAGGAAUCUGCAUUUCCUCUGAAGGUAUUCCAGAAGGAUGGGCAUCCUGUGUGCUUCGACACUUCCAACGAGGAUGACUGCAAUUGGAUGAUGUUGGUGCGGCCAGCACUAGAGCCUGGGCACCAGAACCUGACAGCCUACCAGCAUGGCAGUGAUGUAUAUUUCACCACCUCAAGGGAUAUCCCUGCAGGCACUGAACUUCGUGUGUGGUAUGCUGCAUUUUAUGCCAAGAAGAUGGACAAGCCCAUGCUGAAGCAGGCCUGCUCUAGCAUUCAGGCUGUGGGCACCCCUGAGCCCAGUGUCCCUACAGAGCCUGAGCGUGGCCAAUGGGUGUGUAAGGUGUGCUCCAGUACCUUCCUGGAGCUUCAGCUCCUGAAUGAGCAUCUCUUGGGCCACCUGGAGCAAGCCAAAAGCCUUCCUGCAGGUGGCCAGCAGCAUGAGACAGCCUCUGAGAAGGAGCCUGACGCACCCAGGAGGGAGACUCCCACAGCAGCUGAGAGCAAGAGUAUCCAGAGUGUUGUGGCCACCAAAGAGCCAAAGAAAAAGCCUCGAAGGGGGAGGAAACCCAAAGCAUCCAAGGUUGAGCAGCCUCUGGUCAUUAUCAAAGAGAAGGAGCCCUCAGAGCACGUGGCAGAGAUCAUUACUGGUCCCCCAGAUGAGCCUGUGAGUGCAACACCAGAUGAACGGAUAAUGGAACUAGUCUUGGGGAAGCUUGCCACCCCCACAAAUGAAGUCAGCUCAGUGCCAAAGUUCACACAUCAUCAAAGCAGCACCAUUGCCCUCAAGAGGGGCUUGGUUCUGUCCAGCAGACAUGGCGUCCGGCGGAAACUCGUACGGCAGCUGGGUGAGCAUAAACGAAUCCAUCAGUGUGGCACCUGCAGCAAGGUCUUCCAGAACAGCAGCAACCUGAGCCGGCACGUGCGCUCGCACGGUGAGUGCGCGCACGGUGACAAGCUGUUUAAAUGUGAGGAAUGUUCGAAACUGUUCAGCCGUAAGGAAAGUCUAAAGCAACAUGUCUCCUAUAAGCACAGCCGGAAUGAGGUGGAUGGUGAGUACCGCUAUCGCUGUGGCAGCUGUGGAAAGACCUUCCGCAUGGAGAGUGCACUGGAGUUUCACAACUGUAGGACAGAUGACAAGACGUUCCAAUGUGAGAUGUGUUUCAGAUUCUUCUCCACCAACAGCAACCUCUCCAAACACAAGAAGAAACAUGGGGACAAGAAGUUUGCCUGUGAGGUCUGCAGUAAGAUGUUCUACCGCAAGGAUGUCAUGCUGGACCACCAGAGGCGGCACCUGGAUGGUGUGCGGAGAGUGAAGAGAGAAGACUUGGAGGCCAGUGGGGAAAGCCUGGUUCGUUACAAGAAGGAACCUUCUGGAUGCCCAGUGUGUGGCAAGGUGUUCUCUUGCCGGAGCAACAUGAACAAACAUCUGCUGACCCACGGUGACAAGAAAUACACCUGCGAGAUCUGUGGGCGCAAGUUCUUCCGAGUGGACGUACUCAGGGACCACAUCCACGUCCACUUCAAGGACAUUGCACUAAUGGAUGACCACCAGCGGGAGGAGUUCAUCGGCAAGAUCGGGAUCUCCUCGGAGGAGAAUGAUGACAACUCUGAUGAGAGUGCGGACUCUGAGCCACACAAAUACAGCUGCAAGAGGUGCCAGCUCACCUUCGGCCGUGGGAAGGAGUAUCUGAAGCACAUCAUGGAGGUACACAAGGAGAAGGGUCAUGGCUGCAGCAUCUGCCACCGGCGCUUUGCACUCAAGGCCACCUACCAUGCCCACAUGGUCAUCCACCGAGAGAACCUGCCUGACCCCAAUGUGCAGAAGUACAUUCAUCCCUGUGAGAUCUGUGGGCGGAUCUUCAACAGCAUCGGGAACCUGGAACGCCACAAACUCAUCCACACAGGUGUGAAAAGCCAUGCCUGUGAGCAGUGUGGGAAGUCCUUUGCCAGGAAAGACAUGCUAAAAGAACACAUGCGUGUGCACGACAACAUCCGAGAGUACCUGUGUGCUGAGUGCGGGAAAGGCAUGAAGACCAAGCAUGCGCUGCGCCACCACAUGAAGCUGCACAAGGGCAUCAAGGAGUAUGAGUGCAAAGAAUGUCACCGCAAGUUUGCCCAGAAAGUGAACAUGCUCAAGCACUACAAGCGGCACACAGGAAUUAAAGAUUUUAUGUGUGAAUUGUGUGGAAAGACAUUCAGUGAGAGGAACACAAUGGAGACACACAAGCUCAUCCACACAGUAGGCAAACAGUGGACCUGUUCCGUGUGUGACAAGAAGUAUGUCACGGAGUACAUGCUGCAGAAACAUGUCCAGCUCACCCAUGACAAGGUAGAAGCACAGAGCUGCCAGCUGUGUGGCACCAAGGUGUCCACCCGGGCCUCCAUGAGCAGACAUAUGCGGCGCAAGCACCCUGAGGUCCUCGCUGUGCGGAUUGACGAUCUGGACCACCUCCCUGAGACUACCACCAUCGACGCCUCCUCCAUCGGCAUUGUCCAGCCUGCACUGGGUCUGGAGCAGGAAGAACUGGCAGAGGGUAAGCAUGGGAAAGCUACCAAGCGCAGCCACAAGAGAAAGCAGAAGCCAGAGGAAGAGGCAGGGGCUCCAGUGCCUGAGGACACCACCUUCAGCGAGUACCCAGAAAAGGAGCCAGAGUUCUCCGGCAGUGUGGGUGAUGUAACAAACUCUGCUGUGCAGAGUAUCCAACAGGUGGUGGUGACCUUAGGGGACCCCAGUGUGACUACUCCAUCAAGUUCUGUCGGCCUGACCAACAUCACUGUGACCCCCAUCACCACUACAGCUGGGACUCAGUUUACCAAUCUACAGCCAGUGGCUGUUGGACACCUUACCAACCCUGAACGCCAGCUACAGCUGGAUAACUCGAUCCUGACUGUCACCUUUGACACUGUCAGUGGCUCUGCCAUGUUGCACAACCGCCAAAAUGAUGUCCAGAUCCAUCCACAGCCAGAAGCUUCAAACCCUCAGUCAGUGGCCCAUUUUAUCAACCUCACCACACUGGUGAACUCCAUCACACCACUGGGGAGUCAGCUCAGUGAGCAGCACCCACUGACAUGGCGGGCUGUGCCCCAGACAGAUGUGCUACAGCCACCACAGGCUCCUGCAGCCCCGCAGCAGGCAGUGCAACCCCAGGUACAGAAUGAACAGCAGCAGAUGUACAGCUACUGAUAAUGCAGCUGCAGAUCUGGCUGAGCUGCAGGGAGGGCUCUGAGGCCUUGAGGUUUAUUUGCUGGGAACCAAACAGGAAGAGUAUGCACAUGGCAGGGUCACUGAGAUUGGGUUAGCAUUGCAAAGUUACCAGCUUAGCUUGUGACAUUGCCUUUGAUAAGCAGGAGUUUAAAGCACUCCGUGGAGUUCCACCAUGUGCUUCCCCAAGGUGGUGCAGUCUUGCCAGACAUCAGUAUCACCCUCAGAGGUCUGUAAUUGUCAUGGGGCUCAGGGACACAGACAGCAGGGUCCUAGAAGUAGGUGUGAUAUCCUGAGGCCCAGGGAGAUUUGAUCUG
Molecule: messenger RNA, 3884 nt
Organism: Phodopus roborovskii (desert hamster)
Lineage: Eukaryota; Metazoa; Chordata; Mammalia; Rodentia; Cricetidae
Gene: Prdm15
Product: PR/SET domain 15
Biological process (GO): regulation of transcription by RNA polymerase II; cell fate commitment
Cellular component (GO): cytoplasm; nucleus
Molecular function (GO): histone deacetylase binding; DNA-binding transcription factor activity; RNA polymerase II cis-regulatory region sequence-specific DNA binding
Source: RefSeq, a predicted model, not a curated record